Messenger RNA from Oppiella nova, 210 nucleotides. The record is from the annotation of a GenBank genome assembly. Lineage: Eukaryota; Metazoa; Arthropoda; Arachnida; Sarcoptiformes; Oppiidae.
AUGAGCCAUGUAUACAAGCGAGCGCAGGGAGGCACUGGUAGUCUGACAGUUGCACGGAGUAGUAGAGCUCAUAUGACUGUUUUCAAUCGCUUCUCGACACUAAUCAAAGGCAUUAACAAUCCUUACGACAUGUGGAUCUCAACCAAAUUAGACCAGACAUCAUAUAUCGACCAGUGCUUCAAUGAACUCAUCACUGAAUGCAGACUCUCA